Messenger RNA from Eruca vesicaria subsp. sativa (arugula), 1409 nucleotides. Lineage: Eukaryota; Viridiplantae; Streptophyta; Magnoliopsida; Brassicales; Brassicaceae. The record is from the annotation of a GenBank genome assembly.
CUUAUCUUCAAGCGGUUAAGGACAGAAAGAUUCCAAAAAAAAAUGGCUCAUUCAUGGGAUCAACUCGGGGAAAUAGCUUCAGUGGCUCAGCUCACAGGAGUAGACGCCGUGAAACUCAUCGGAAUGAUAGUCACCGCCGCUAAUACAGCUCGCAUGCACAAGAAAAACUGCCGUCAGUUCGCUCAGCAUCUUAAACUCAUUGGUAACUUGCUCGAGCAGCUUAAGAUCUCCGAGAUGAAGAAGACACGUCCCGAGAUUCAGGAACCGCUCGAAGGGCUUGAGGAUGCUCUUAGAAGAUCUUACCUUCUUGUUAACAGCUGCCAAGACAAGAGUUAUCUCUACCUUUUAGCCAUGGGAUGGAACAUUGUUUACCAGUUUCGUAAGGCUCAGGACGAGAUCGAUCGUUAUCUCAAGAUCAUUCCGCUUAUUACUUUGGUCGACAACGUUCGGGUUCGGGAGAGGCUUGAAGUUAUUGACAGUGAUCAGUGUGAGUACACACUAGAUGAAGAAGAUAGAAAGGUGCAAGAUGUUAUCUUGAAACAAGAAUCUACUAGAGAAGCUGCUGCUUCGGUUCUCAAGAAGACGCUCUCUCGUUCUUACCCUGAGAUGGGUUUCUGCGAAGCUCUUAGAACCGAGAAUGGGAAGUUACAAGUUGAGUUGCAACGUUCACGUGCGCGUUACGAUACGGAUCAGUGCCAAGUCAUACAACAUUUGAUUGCUGUUACAGAAACUGCUGAAGAUGUUGAAGAUGAACCUGUGAAAGAUGACUCGUAUGAUGAUUUGGUUUAUCCAAAGAAAAGUAGGACUAGAAGGUUAGAAUCAUCACAACACCAGGAAGAAUGGCACACUGACUUAAUGGAUUGUUGCUCACAACCUUCUCUAUGCUUGAAGACAUUCUUUUUCCCUUGUGGUACAUUGGCAAAGAUUUCAACUGUGGCAACUAACAGACAAAUCACUUCAUCUGAAGUUUGUAGUGAGCUAAUGGUGAAUUCUUUGAUACUCUCAUGCUGCUGCUAUACUUGUUGCAUAAGGAAGAAGCUUCGAAAGACGCUGAAUAUAAAGGGAGGGUCAAUCGACGACUUUUUGUCACAUCUAAUGUGUUGUUGUUGUGCACUUGUCCAAGAACUGAGAGAAGUCGAGAUUCGUGGAGCUUCUUACGAUACAGAGAAGAAGAAACAUAUGACUCCACCAUCUCCUCAGUUCAUGGAAGAAUGAAACUUUUCUAACACGGAACACAACAUUUAUCUUGGAUAGAUUGUCCUUGAAUAUUUAAUGUAAAUUAGAGUCUUUUCAGAACGCUCCUUGUACUUUUCUGUUACAUCGAAUAUGUAAUUAUGCAGGUGACAAAAAAAUUGUAAACAAUGGACAUCUGAUUAAAGUAGCAUGAACCAACCUAUAGUAACUUACUA